This is a messenger RNA of Acanthoscelides obtectus, 1210 nucleotides long. The record is from the annotation of a GenBank genome assembly. NCBI's taxonomy places the organism in Eukaryota, Metazoa, Arthropoda, Insecta, Coleoptera, Chrysomelidae.
GUUUGACCGCCGCAGCAGACGCAGCCGCAGCCCGACGUGCACCUGCGAGGGCAAAGCGAUGCUCCGAGGUCAUGCCGACCUCGCCGCUACCGGCCUCCUCCUCAGUCGCCUCAACCCAACAGCAGCAGGACGAUCAGGAAGACGAAGACCUCGCACAACUAGGCAGAUGGCUCGAGAGGCAUCCGCACUUGCUGGAGAGGUGGCUCAAGGAGCAGGCUUCGCAGGAACUGAAGCAAAGAGUCCAACAAGCAGUACUUCCAAUCGGCGAAGAAAGAUCCUUGAGAAAUACAGAGAUUUCUUCUGACGUUUUCCAACUUUGGUUGGCAGCCUCGCCAGCCAACAAUAACACUAAGCAAAUUCAAAAUGUACAUUCCGAUAGGGACUACGAUAACAUGGAGGAGUCCGAGCUGUUCAUGGAGCUCAUCCGCGACGUGGCAAACCAGCUGGACAUCGACCUGUUGUGCUACAAGAUUCUCCGGAACGUGCUACGACUGACGCGCGCCGAACGCGGUUCUAUAUUUCUGGCACGUCAACGUGGUGAUGAGCGCUACCUGGUGGCCAAACUGUUCGACGUUCAACAUGACGUAACUUUUGAAGAGGCCGUUAGGCAAUCCGAGGAGUUCCGGAUACCAUUUGGCAUAGGGAUCGCUGGAGCGGUUGCCUUGAACAAGACCUUCGUCAAUAUCAGGGACGCUCGUAGGGAUCACCGUUUCAACUCCGAAAUCGACGUGCGCAUGGAUUACCGUGCCAAUGCAGUCCUCUGCAUGCCGAUCUGUAACUAUGAGGGCGACGUAAUCGGAGUCGCCCAGAUCAUCAACAAGAGACCUUCUGGCGAGUUCGAUGCUCAUGAUGCAGAACUCUUCCAACGGUACCUUACCUUCUGCGGGAUCGGUGUACAAAAUGCCCAGUUAUUUGAAGUGUCCGUUUUGGAGUACAAAAGAAAUCAGAUCCUCCUGAACCUUGCUCGGAGUAUAUUCGAAGAACAGAAUAACCUGGAGUGCCUGGUAUCUAAGAUUAUGCGUGAAGCUCAAGGACUCCUCAAAUGUGAACGAUGUGCAGUGUAUCUAUUGGAUCUAGACUGUUGUGAAGCCGUGAGUGUAUAUUUAGCUCCUAAACACUUAUCGAUUAAUGGGACAGUUCUGUUAUUAAUGCAUUUUCUAGGUCCGAUUUAACUAUUGACCCGCGAAUCAGAUCUGCUACUCAAUUGAUC